CUGUUUCUGCCAUGGCCAUUUAUAAAGCCAUGGAGUGUAUGCCACCGACUUGAGCAGCAUCCAGUGAUCAAAAUCUCUGUUCUUCCUUUGCAAUUCUAGCAAAGGAUAUCUUUGUCCUCUUCGUGUGGUUCUUGCUAGAAAUCCCGCAAAGAUGAAGGCACUGAUUCUUGUGGGAGGAUUUGGGACUCGCCUCCGUCCACUCACGCUCAGCCUCCCAAAGCCACUCGUGGACUUCGCAAACAAGCCAAUGAUCCUCCACCAGAUUGAAGCUCUCAAGGAGGCUGGAGUGGACGAAGUUGUUCUUGCCAUCAACUACCAGCCAGAGGUGAUGAUGAGAUUUCUCAAGGAUUUCGAGGCCAAGCUGGGCAUCAAGAUCACUUGCUCCCAAGAGCGAGAGCCCAUGGGGACCGCCGGCCCCCUGGCGCUGGCCCGAGACAAAUUGGUGGAUGGAUCUGGCGAGCCAUUCUUCGUGCUCAACAGCGACGUGAUCAGCGAGUAUCCGCUCAAACAGAUGAUUGCCUUCCACAAGAGCCACGGAAAGGAAGCCACUAUCAUGGUCACAAAGGUGGAAGAACCAUCCAAGUAUGGAGUGGUGGUCAUGGACGAUGCCACGGGAGCCGUACAGAGAUUCGUGGAGAAGCCUCAAAUCUUCGUGGGCAACAAGAUCAACGCUGGAAUCUAUCUCCUCAGCCCGCAAACGGUCGACCGGAUCGAGCUCCGGCCAACUUCCAUUGAGAAGGAGAUCUUCCCUGCCAUCGCCGCGGAGAAGCAGCUCUUCGCGAUGGUUCUCCCGGGAUUCUGGAUGGACAUUGGCCAGCCCAAGGACUACAUCACGGGGUUGCGCUUGUACCUCGAGUCUAUCCGCCGCAAAUCGCCCGAGAAGCUCUCUAUCGGCGCUCACGUUGUUGGAAACGUGAUGAUCGACCCCUCGGCGCGGAUUGGGUCGGGGUGCUUGAUCGGGCCCGACGUAGCAGUAGGACCGGAUUGCGUGAUCGAGGAGGGCGUGAGAUUGUCUCGGUGCACGGUGAUGCGAGGCGCCCAGAUCCGGAAGCACUCGUGCGUGUCCGGGAGUAUCAUCGGGUGGCACUCGAAGCUCGGGCAGUGGACGAGGAUUGAGAACAUGACCGUGUUGGGCGAGGAUGUCCAGGUGAAAGACGAGCUCUACAGCAAUGGAGGGGUGGUGUUGCCACACAAGGAGAUCAAAACCAGCAUUCUCAAGCCCGAGAUUGUCAUGUAGGAUUUGACGAAGAACACACACCGGAUGAUUUUUUAGAAGAUUGGUAUGUAUCGUGGAAAGAUGGUAACUUACGUAGCAUGUAUCUGUGUGUAGGGGGAUUUCAUGUGACGAACUAACGAAUAAACAAUGGUUUAGAUGGUUCAGAGCUGACAA
Molecule: messenger RNA, 1390 nt
Organism: Selaginella moellendorffii
Lineage: Eukaryota; Viridiplantae; Streptophyta; Lycopodiopsida; Selaginellales; Selaginellaceae
Product: mannose-1-phosphate guanylyltransferase 1
Exons: 4
Coding region: 152-1237 (361 amino acids)
Biological process (GO): cell wall mannoprotein biosynthetic process; GDP-mannose biosynthetic process
Cellular component (GO): cytoplasm
Molecular function (GO): GTP binding; mannose-1-phosphate guanylyltransferase (GTP) activity
Source: RefSeq, a predicted model, not a curated record